Molecule: messenger RNA, 2706 nt
Organism: Saccharomyces cerevisiae S288C
Lineage: Eukaryota; Fungi; Ascomycota; Saccharomycetes; Saccharomycetales; Saccharomycetaceae
Gene: YPL150W
Product: non-specific serine/threonine protein kinase
Exons: 1
Coding region: 1-2706 (901 amino acids)
Molecular function (GO): protein serine/threonine kinase activity; protein serine kinase activity; protein kinase activity
Source: RefSeq, marked reviewed
AUGGUUAAUCCUGUUGGAUCCUCGAAAUUGGAACAAAACAAUAUAAAAAGCAUUAUAGGAUCAUCGUACAAUCGACUAUACAGCCAAUUUACUUCUGAUGAGUUGACAGAAGUGGGAAACUACAAGAUUUUAAAACAAAUAGGUGAAGGAAGUUUUGGAAAAGUAUAUUUAGCGCUCCAUAGACCAACACAUCGUAAAGUCUGCCUAAAGACGAGUGAUAAGAAUGAUCCCAAUAUCGUUAGAGAGGUAUUUUACCAUAGACAGUUCGAUUUUCCUUAUAUUACAAAGCUUUAUGAAGUGAUAGUGACAGAAUCAAAAGUGUGGAUGGCAUUAGAAUAUUGCCCAGGGAAGGAAUUAUAUGACCACUUACUUUCUCUGCGUAGAAUAUCGUUAUUGGAAUGCGGAGAGUUGUUUGCACAAAUUUCAGGUGCUGUUUACUAUGCACACUCAAUGCAUUGUGUUCAUAGAGAUUUGAAGUUAGAGAAUAUUUUAUUAGACAAAAAUGGAAAUGCAAAAUUGACGGAUUUUGGUUUUACGAGAGAAUGUAUGACAAAGACGACAUUAGAAACGGUUUGCGGUACCACAGUUUAUAUGGCACCUGAAUUGAUAGAAAGAAGGACUUAUGAUGGAUUCAAGAUUGAUAUAUGGUCAUUGGGAGUGAUACUAUACACAUUAAUUACGGGAUAUUUGCCAUUUGAUGAUGACGAUGAGGCUAAAACGAAAUGGAAAAUCGUCAAUGAAGAACCGAAAUACGAUGCUAAAGUUAUUCCGGACGAUGCUAGGGAUUUGAUCUCACGAUUAUUGGCUAAAAAUCCGGGAGAGCGCCCAUCGUUGUCACAAGUUUUACGCCACCCUUUUUUACAGCCUUACGGUUCAGUGGUUUUAGAUCAGACUCAGAAAAUUUUGUGCAGACAGCGCAGUGGAGGGACUCAGUUUAAAAGUAAAUUAGAAAGGCGAUUGCUGAAGCGUCUUAAACAAUCAGGGGUUGAUACGCAAGCAAUAAAACAAUCAAUUUUGAAAAAAAAGUGCGAUUCACUCUCGGGUCUAUGGUUAUUGUUGUUAGCCCAAGGGAAAAAGCAAGAAAAUUGCAAAUAUCCAAAAAGAAGCAGGUCCGUUUUAUCAGUCAAAAAAGUUAUUGAAAGUGCUACGCAUAACGACACUAAUGGCAUUAGCGAAGAUGUUUUGAAACCCUCACUUGAACUUUCUAGAGCUGCUUCAUUGAGUAAAAUGCUCAAUAAAGGCUCAGAUUUUGUAACAUCGAUGACUCCGGUUAGCAGAAAGAAGUCUAAAGAUUCAGCAAAAGUUCUGAAUCCUACUCUCUCUAAAAUAUCCUCACAAAGGGCUUAUAGUCACUCUAUUGCAGGUUCUCCUCGCAAGUCCAAUAAUUUCUUACAAAAAGUUUCUAGUUUUUUCAAGUCAAAAAAAAGCUCUAACAGCAAUAGCAACAAUAGUAUUCACACAAAUGUUAGUGAAAGCUUGAUUGCAAGCAAUAGAGGAGCCCCAUCUUCAGGGUCGUUUCUCAAAAAAAACAGUGGUUCUAUUCAGAAAUCAAGAACUGACACUGUUGCAAAUCCUUCAAGGACGGAGUCUAUAGGAUCGUUAAACGAAAAUGUUGCCGGUGCCAUUGUGCCACGGAGUGCUAAUAAUACUACAUUAGAAAAUAAGAAAACUUCUGGGAAUGAAAUAGGCUUAAAAGUAGCUCCAGAACUAUUAUUAAAUGAACAUAUCCGAAUAGAGGAACCUCGCCUCAAGCGCUUCAAAUCGUCCAUAUCAAGUGAAAUAUCUCAAACUUCUACUGGUAAUUAUGAUAGCGAAUCUGCGGAAAAUUCUAGGUCUAUAUCUUUUGAUGGAAAAGUUUCCCCGCCACCGAUACGAAAUCGGCCAUUGUCAGAGAUAUCGCAAAUUUCUAAUGACACUUAUAUAUCAGAGUACUCCACUGAUGGUAAUAAUUCGUCAUUCAAAAUUUCAGACACUAUCAAGCCGAGCUAUAUACGAAAAGGCUCUGAAACUACCUCGCAGUAUUCAGCUUCAUCCGAAAAAAUGACAAAUGGCUACGGUAGAAAAUUUGUCAGGAGGGAUUUAAGCAUUGUAUCGACUGCGUCGAGCACCUCUGAAAGAAGUUCAAGAACAGAUUCCUUUUACGAUAUCACUACAGCUACACCAGUUGUGACCACUGAUAAUAGGCGCAAUAAAAACAAUAAUCUGAAAGAGUCUGUUUUGCCCAGAUUUGGGACUCAAAGGCCAUGGACUGGCAAAAGGACGUAUACCACGUCCCGCCAUGGCAAGAAUGCUAGGCGUUCGUCUAAAAGAGGUCUGUUCAAAAUAACUUCUUCAAAUACAGACUCUAUUAUUCAAGAAGUAAGCUCAUCAGAAGAAGAAGAUCAUAAUGUUAUCUAUAGCAAGGGAAAGGGUCUUCCAACACCAGUUUUGCAAACUAAAGGAUUAAUAGAAAAUGGGUUGAACGAACGCGAUGAAGAAGGAGAUGACGAGUAUGCAAUUCACACUGACGGAGAAUUUUCUAUCAAACCGCAGUUUUCCGAUGACGUUAUCGACAAACAGAAUCAUUUGCCCAGCGUGAAGGCUGUGGCAACUAAACGUUCGUUGAGCGAAGGAAGUAAUUGGUCUAGUAGCUAUUUGGAUUCGGACAAUAAUCGGCGAAGGGUAUCUUCAUUGCUAGUAGAGGAUGGGGGGAAUCCUACAGCGUAG